AGUGUCCAAACAUAUGAUUAUAUUGUGAUUAUCACAACUGCACUAAACAUUACAAACAUUUAAUACAAGUUUUGGUAUAUUUAUUUUUGUCUAUACUUUUUGUUAUCAAAUUUGUUAAUUAAUUGAUAUGAAUGAAGAAUUAAUUAAAAAGUUUGCAUCAAUUGGUUUGAGUGAAGCCAAGGCUAAGGAGACGCUGAAGAAUGAAAGUCUGAGCAAAACUUUGGAUGAAUUGAUUGAUGAAACUAAUAAAUACUUGAAGACCGACAAUGGUUUUAGUAAAUCAAUCGGUAAACUGGUAUAUCAAACGGCAACAACUAUUAAAUUGCAAAUUAAGUCUCAUUUACCACUUCUUAUCGAAUAUAUUGCCAAAGAAAAGAUUGAUUCUGAAAUCAAAUUGAUUGCUGCCAUCGAUUAUUUGUUGACUAAUCCAUCCAAUAAUAUCAGUAUUAAAGAUUUUGAGACCAAUUGUGGAGUUGGAGUCACUGUUAGUGAACAAGAAAUUAAAGACACCGUUAAGUCUUUAAUUGAAAGUAAUAAAAAUGAAUUAAUUGAAAAAAGAUAUCGAUUUAAUGUCGGAAUACUUUUGGGAUCUUUAAAGAAGACAUUGAAGUUUGCCGACGGAAAGGUUAUUAAAGAUGAAGUCGAUAAACAAAUACUGGAACUGUUGGGACCUAAAACUGAAUCAGAUUCGGCAAAACCAACCAAAGAGAAGAAGGAAAAACAAACGAAAUCUGUGACCGAAUUGAAUGGUCAGACAUCAGAGAUAACGGAAACUAAUUUUAUUGAUUUAAUCCGAAGAAAAGAACACUUCCAUAAAGUUGGCGAAAACUAUAAGACAGACGGUUAUGUUAUUACAGAUAAAACAAAUGAUUUGAUUGCAAAGCACUUGAAAGCUACCGGCGGUAAAGUAAUGACUCGGUUUCCUCCCGAACCUAAUGGUAUUCUACACAUUGGUCACGCAAAAGCUAUAAAUAUCAACUUUGGUUACGCAGAAGCUCACAACGGACACUGUUAUCUUCGUUAUGAUGACACCAAUCCAGAGAAAGAAGAAGAAAGAUUUGUGCGCGAAAUCAAAGAAGUUGUUGAAUGGUUAGGAUUUAAAGCUUAUAAAAUUACAUUUUCAUCCGAUUAUUUCAAUCAACUCUAUGAAUACGCUAUUAAAUUGAUUCAAAAAGAUAUGGCAUAUGUGUGCCAUCAGAAACAAGAAGAACUGAAAGGUUUUAAUCCUCCGCCAUCUCCGUGGAGGAACCGAUCGAUUACAGAAAGUCUUAAAUUAUUUGAAGACAUGAGAAAAGGCAAGUUUGCAGAGGGAGAGGCAACUCUUCGCAUGAAAAUAACCCUUGAAGAGGGUAAACAAGAUCCGGUUGCUUAUAGGAUAAGAUAUACAGAACACCACCGAACAGGCAAUAAAUGGUGUAUUUAUCCGACUUAUGAUUACACUCAUUGUUUAUGUGAUUCAAUUGAAAAUAUCACUCAUUCUUUGUGUACCAAAGAGUUUCAAUCGCGUCGAUCGUCUUAUUACUGGCUUUGCAAUAGUGUUGAUGUUUAUUGUCCCGUUCAGUGGGAAUACGGACGCCUUAACAUCAACUAUACUGUAGUAUCUAAAAGAAAAAUUGCAAAAUUGAUUGAAGAAAAGAUAGUUUCCGAUUGGGAUGACCCGCGACUCUUCACUUUGACAGCUUUAAGACGUCGAGGUUUUCCUUCUGACUCUAUCAAUGCAUUUAUAGCUCAAAUGGGUUUAACCGGUGCUCUUGUUGUUGUCGAUCCAAUAAUGUUAGAGAGUUUUGUCAGAGAUAAUCUCAAUUUAACAGCUCCUCGAUGUAUGGCUGUCUUAGAUCCCAUUAAAGUCAAGAUUAUUAAUUUUCCAUCUGAAUAUAGAUUAGUUCCUAAAUAUCUUGAAGUACCUGAUUUUCCAUCAGAUCCUAAUAACAAAUCAACUCAUUUGAUACCAUUUGAACGUACAAUAUAUAUUGAGAGCUCAGAUUUUAUGGAAAAAACAGAAGAUAAAAAUUAUCGAAGACUAACACCCAAUCAAAUGGUUGGUCUUAAACAUACGGGUUAUGUGAUUGAAGUGACAAAUAUAGUUAAGACAGCUGACGAUAAAAUUGAUUACUUGGAAGUCAAGUGUCAUAAGGCAACUGAUGUCGAUAAACCAAAAUCUUUUAUUCAUUGGGUUUGCACUCCAUUGAUGUGUGAAAUACGUCUUUACGACCGAUUGUUUAACCACAAGAAUCCGGAAGAUCCUAAUGAAGUUCCCAACGGUUUUCUAUCGGAUUGUAAUAGGAAUUCAUUGACUGUUAUUAAAGAGGGUUUGGUUGAUGUGUCGGUUAAAUACGCAAAAGUUUACGAUAAGUUUCAGUUUGAAAGAAUCGGUUUUUUUAGUGUCGAUCCCGACUCUACCAAAGGUCGACUUGUUUUUAACCGAACCGUUUCUCUUAAGGAUUCGUCAACAAAGAACUAAUACAAAAAAAAGUUUAU
Oppia nitens is the source of this 2478-nucleotide messenger RNA. RefSeq names its product probable glutamine--tRNA ligase (gene GlnRS). The coding region runs from base 128 to 2461 and encodes 777 amino acids. Gene Ontology annotation, molecular function: ATP binding; glutamine-tRNA ligase activity. Gene Ontology annotation, biological process: glutaminyl-tRNA aminoacylation; translation. The record is from RefSeq and is a predicted model, not a curated record. NCBI's taxonomy places the organism in Eukaryota, Metazoa, Arthropoda, Arachnida, Sarcoptiformes, Oppiidae. The transcript is spliced from 3 exons. Gene Ontology annotation, cellular component: aminoacyl-tRNA synthetase multienzyme complex; cytosol; cytoplasm.